UGCUGCUUCGCUCUAGCCAAAUUCCACGUUGUGAUCGCCGUUGCCCAAUAAUUCCCGACCUCCCGGCGCUCUUAUCCUGCCGCCGUUUUCGCACCGUUCCCCGCAUGACAUCGGUAGAUGUUAAGCAUCACACUCGGUAGCCUGGUGAAACGUAUUGUGGCGAUUCCUCGCGCCUUCAACAUGAGUGAUCUGGAGCGGAUUCUGUCCAACAACAAGGCAGCCGAAGAGCUGCUCGAGUCGCUGAAAUUGGAGCUAAAGGCGAUCAACGAGGAACAGGCACAACGGAAGAUUGCUGAGCUGAAGGUGGAGAAUGAUGCACUUCGAAUCCAGGUUGAAGCCUACAAGAAGAAACUGAUCGCCCUGGAGGUAGCACAAGGCAAGGUACAAAUCCCAGUGCCUACUCCAGAAGAAGUGCGUGCAGGGGCCGGGCCUGCCUCGAUCGUUGUGAAGGCAGAAACAGCUGCUCCAUCACCACCAGCAGCAGCUCCAGCGAAGGUGAAACAGGAACCAAGCGACGCAGCGGCCACAAAACCCGCCCAAGGACCGAAACAACCCAACGAAAACAAACAGCCCAAGGAGAAGAAACCGAAAAAAGAGAAACCGGCCGGGGAAGGGAAACAACCUGCAACAGCAGCAUCGGCGGCCGCCGAAGAGCCACCGAUCGAUGUGGGCCGAUUGGAUAUGCGCGUUGGGCGGAUCGUGGAAGUAUCCCGGCAUCCCGAUGCCGACAGUCUGUACGUGGAGAAGAUCGAUUGCGGCGAGGCGAACCCACGGACCGUCAUUUCCGGGCUGGUUAAGUUCGUGCCAAUCGAGGAGAUGCAGAAUCGCAUGGUGGUGGCCCUCUGUAACCUGAAGCCGGCCAAAAUGCGUGGCAUUCUUUCGGAAGCGAUGGUCAUGUGUGCAUCGACACCGGAUAAGGUGGAGAUACUGGCACCACCGGAGGGCGCGGUACCGGGCGAUCUGGUACACGUCGAGGGUUUCCCGCGCGUUCCCGAUGCGGUCAUGAAUCCGAAGAAGAAAAUCUUCGAAACCGUUGCGCCCGAUCUGAAAACGAACGGUCAGUUGGUAGCGUGUUACAAGGAAGGUAGCUUCGUCGUGCCCGGCAAGGGCCCGGUGAAGGCCCAAACGCUGGCGAACGUACAGGUGAAGUGAGAAUCGAUGGCCAGAAUUGUUUGAGAUUGCGUUUUUAGGUUCGAACUUACCUAAAGUUUGAAUAAAUGAAAUGGAAGUUGAGUUCCACAUUGCUGUUA
Molecule: messenger RNA, 1250 nt
Organism: Anopheles aquasalis
Lineage: Eukaryota; Metazoa; Arthropoda; Insecta; Diptera; Culicidae
Gene: AIMP1
Product: aaRS-interacting multifunctional protein 1
Molecular function (GO): tRNA binding
Source: RefSeq, a predicted model, not a curated record